UGUAGGCUCACUUGACAUUACGCGCACGUCUAGCCGAAGCCUACUUUCUCAGAGCGCACAGGCGCACUGUUCACCAAGGAGGAACUAAGGAGACUUCACGCUGCAGUAACCUCUGAUCAAAUAUGUUUUGUUAAAACCAGAAACAUAGAGAUUCGAUGUUUUGUAAGGUUUUACGCACAGCACCAGAGCAUCCUGUGACUUUCAUUUACUCUAUCAGUAAACAGUUCUGUGAAAAUCUAGAUCAGUUGGACUGUUUUGUGGCGGACCUGUUGUAGGCAUAAUGUGGGGAAUCCACCGGACACGGUAUGCAGACUGCAACGGCUCUGAAGCCAGUGAAGAGACCGAGAUUGUUGUGAACAUCGGCGGUGUGAAACAGGUACUGUAUGGCGACGUGUUGAAUCGUUACCCGGACACUCGGCUGGCAGAACUGGUGGACUGUUCACUUAAGUCUUCGGAAGAAACAUCUUUACUAUGUGACGACUACGACCCUGACACUGGAGAAUUUUAUUUUGACAGAGACCCAGAAGCCUUUAAGUGCAUAAUUGAGAUGUAUUAUUAUGGAGAGAUUCACAUGAAAAAAGGCAUCUGCCCAAUUUGUUUUAUGAAGGAGAUGGAGUUCUGGAAAAUUGACUCUGAUUUUCUGGAUGAAUGCUGUAAAAGCCAUUUGAAAGAGGUGGAAGAUGAACUUGCAGAGAUUGCAGAGAAAGUGAAAACUAUCCUGGUGGAUCGAGAAGGAGAUCCGUCUGCAGGGGGCUGGCAACGCUUCCAGAUGUGUCUUUGGAGGCUGAUGGAGAAGCCAGAGUCCUCGCUGCCUGCGCAUAUCAUCGCCAUAGCUUCUUUCAUUUUCAUUCUCGUCUCCUCCGUGGUCAUGUGCAUCGGGACCAUUCCCGAGUUGCAGGUGGAAGACUCAGAAGGCAAACUCACUGAUAACCCAACUCUGGAGGUCAUCGAGACGGUGUGCAUCGGCUGGUUUACUAUUGAAUACAUCCUGCGUCUAAUCUCCUCCCCUAACAAAAUAAAAUUCGUUUUGUCUUUUAUGAAUAUAAUCGAUUUCAUGGCGAUCAUGCCCUUCUUCGUGGUGCUGAUUCUGACCUCUUUCGGUGCUGGAGUAAUGGAGCUGGCUAACGUGCAGCAGGCUGUGCAGGCUUUACGCAUAAUGCGCAUUGCGCGCAUUUUCAAGCUGGCGCGCCAUUCCUCUGGACUCCAGACCCUCACAUCUGCCUUGAAGAGCAGCUUCAAAGAGCUCGGCCUGCUCCUCAUGUAUAUGGGCGUGGGGGUCUUCCUUUUUUCCGCACUGGGCUACACCAUGGAGCAGAACCACCCGGACACCUUGUUCACCAGCAUCCCACAGUCGUUCUGGUGGGCUGUGAUCACCAUGACCACAGUGGGAUAUGGAGACGUCUACCCCAAGACCACUUUAGGUCGGUGUAACGCGGCCAUCAGCUUUCUGUGCGGAGUGAUCGCCAUAGCGCUGCCGAUCCAUCCCAUCAUCAACAAUUUUGUCAUGUUCUACAACAAGCAACAGGUGCUGGAGACUGCGGCCAAGCAUGAGAUUGAACUGAUGGCGCUCCGCUCCGGCAAGAAGGAUCGGCCCGGAACCCAUAAACAUUUUUGUCUUGCAGGCGUCUGGGACAACACCGCGCGCUCCUGUCACAGCGACAUACAUCUCCUUACUGAAGAACCCCAAGGGAGCAGCAGACAUCUGACGCACAGCUUAGAGGCAAGAUUUGGGAACAUGAGCAAUGAUUGACCGGACAUCGUCUGAAAAUACGGAAGAAAAAAAAGAUAAACAUCAAUUUGAAUGGUCAUUUUUGACUUGCUCAAACUUAACCCGCUAAUUCUAUAAUACAAUGAUGACUUGAGAUUGUAAAUAGGCUCGUAAAAAUAACAGGACUGCAGUGAAUGUCUCAAAGGACUCACGCCUAUUAGAGGGACGUGAAAUACUGACUUGAUGAGCUGUGCCUUUGCGCAGCGACUCCCUGUAGGAGUUAUGUUUGAAAACACUGUUUACCCCACGUAGGAUUCUUAUAUAACACCCCCCUAUCCCCAGUCCUCACACAGGUACUGUAGACCACUCUGUAGCUUAUUCCACUGCACAGGAUCACAGUUAAUUAUUUUUAAAAUAAUAAAGAUAGACAGCUCAUCAUGGAGAACAGGAAAGUAUAGCCAUCCUAUGAUAAAAGCAAAACUGAAGGAAAACUGAAGCUGCUUAAAAGUG
Monopterus albus (swamp eel) is the source of this 2218-nucleotide messenger RNA. RefSeq names its product potassium voltage-gated channel subfamily F member 1-like. Bases 281 to 1750 code for a protein of 489 amino acids. Lineage: Eukaryota; Metazoa; Chordata; Actinopteri; Synbranchiformes; Synbranchidae. Gene Ontology annotation, cellular component: voltage-gated potassium channel complex; membrane. Gene Ontology annotation, molecular function: protein binding; voltage-gated potassium channel activity. The transcript has a single exon. Gene Ontology annotation, biological process: action potential; protein homooligomerization; potassium ion transmembrane transport. The record is from RefSeq and is a predicted model, not a curated record.